Nothobranchius furzeri (turquoise killifish) is the source of this 3541-nucleotide messenger RNA. RefSeq names its product POU class 3 homeobox 3a (gene pou3f3a). Gene Ontology annotation, biological process: brain development; regulation of transcription by RNA polymerase II. Gene Ontology annotation, cellular component: nucleus. Gene Ontology annotation, molecular function: RNA polymerase II cis-regulatory region sequence-specific DNA binding; DNA-binding transcription factor activity, RNA polymerase II-specific. The record is from RefSeq and is a predicted model, not a curated record. NCBI's taxonomy places the organism in Eukaryota, Metazoa, Chordata, Actinopteri, Cyprinodontiformes, Nothobranchiidae.
CGGAGAGGAAAACGCAGCAGCCUUUUGGCACAGAGUAAACUCAUGCUCGUCUCUCUGACAGAAGCACGCGCUGGAUCGGACAGAAGGGGAGAAACAAAUAUGAGUAAAGUUUGUCCUAAACGGUGUUCUUUUAAACGUGGUUUCUGCAAAGGUAUACGGACUAUUUAGACGUUGCGCCUCAGUUUGGCAGCAGGAGGUCUUCAUCUGUUCCAUCUCUACAGAGGAUUUACGCACAGCGGUGUUGCCGGGAAAAAGUUCUCAAACUGCUGUUUUGUGCGCAGGAAUAAGCAACUUCUUUACGCAAACUAAAAGAAGCUUUUUCCUUCAACUUUAUGAGUGAUUUAGCACUUUUAACACAUUUUAAACUUGAACUGUGAUUUUAUUUAUAUUUAAGGUGCAUUUAUUCGUGGAUUAGAACAAAGCCGGAUCUCAACCAGACACCAAACCAUCUGAAGCUUUAUGCCUUGGGGGAUGGCAGCAGCCACCUCAGGUCCAUACCUCGCCAGCAGCAGGAUUUUGUCCGGUUCCUUCGUCCACUCUGAUCGCAGAGGUGUUGGCAUGCAGCCGGGCAGCCCCGCCGUGACCACUGUGACUGGGGGUUACAGAGGGGACCCUUCAAUUAAGAUGGUGCAAAGUGACUUCAUGCAUUCGGCCAUGGUGGCGAGCAACGGCGGAAACAUGCUGAGCCACGCGCACCAGUGGGUGACAUCUCUCCCUCAUGCUGCAGCUGCGGCGGCUGCGGCCGCGGCGGUUGCAGCAGAGGCCGGUUCUCCAUGGCCACCCAGCUCCCAGCCACAAGAGGUGAAGAGAAACGCGAGCAGGAAUGAGCUCCACUCAGGCUCUGCGCUGCACCACAGGUCCCCGCACAUUGGAGCUCACCAGACGCACGCGGGGAGUUGGGGAGGCAACUCCGCCGCGCACAUCAGCAUCACCGAGGGGCAGCAGCAGCAGCAGCAGUCUCUGGUUUACUCCCAGCCUGGAGGAUUUACAGUCAACGGCAUGUUGAGCUCACACACCGGACAAAGCCUCAUGCACUCGGGGCUGGUGCGCGGAGAGUCCCCUGAGCUGGAUCAUCAUCAUCACCACCACCAUCACCACCACCAAAAUCACCACGCGCACCAUCAGCAGCAUCACGGAGUGGGCCAAGAGUCGCAGUCAGACGAGGACACCCCCACGUCUGAUGACUUGGAACAUUUCGCCAAACAAUUCAAGCAGCGACGGAUCAAACUGGGUUUUACGCAGGCGGACGUGGGCUUGGCAUUGGGGACCUUGUACGGUAACGUGUUCUCCCAGACCACCAUCUGCAGGUUCGAGGCGCUUCAGCUCAGCUUUAAGAACAUGUGCAAGCUGAAACCUCUGCUCAACAAAUGGCUGGAAGAGGCCGACUCCACCACCGGGAGCCCCACCAGCAUCGAUAAAAUCGCUACUCAAGGGAGGAAGAGGAAAAAACGCACAUCCAUCGAGGUGAGCGUCAAAGGCGCACUGGAGAGCCACUUCCUCAAGUGUCCCAAACCGUCCGCGCAGGAAAUCAACUCCCUGGCAGACACCCUGCAGCUGGAGAAGGAGGUGGUCAGAGUCUGGUUCUGCAAUCGUAGGCAGAAGGAGAAGCGCAUGACGCCGCCAGGACUCCCGCGCACACCCGAGGAUGCGUACUCACAGGUGGGAGGCAUGGGACCUGACACACCGUCCCCCUCCAUAGAGUGCAAGAGGAUGUACAACGACACGUGAAAAACAAACAGAUGGACAAGGAGAUUUAAAGGGAUUGACUCGUUUUUUAAGAAAAUAAUUCCCCGACUGUCCAGAACUUCCUGUUAAAAUGUUAUCCAUCAAAAGGAAAAAUCAGUGUUAGUUCAUUCCAGAACAGGACACUUUUAUGUUUGGUUGUUUUUCUGUACUAUAACUCAGCCUCUAUUGGACUGAAACCUACAAACAAAAACAUAAAAUGAGUAUUUUGAAAGACAAAAACAAAACAAACAAAAAAAAAAUAAACAAGAAACAAUUCAGAGGCUAAAAAAGUUUCUUUCAGCAAAACUUGCUGUAAUGUUUAAUCUGUGAUGCUGCAGAACUGUAAGUUUGGGCAAAGAUUUUGAUUUACUGGCUUUAUAAUAAGAUUUUUUCCAGCAAUAAUUUGAGUGUUUUUCAUAUUAUGUGUUGUGCAUCAGUGGAUUUAUGUUGUUACACACAUUUCAACAAGCAACUAAAAACAUUCCUACACAGUUUUCCUUUUUGAAAAAUCUAAUUUCCUUCAUGUUUUUGUGUAACUCUAAUGUUUUUCUUGUGUGAUGAUCUAUUUAUUUUAUUCUCUGUGUUUAUUUUCAUGGAAGUCUAAUAUUUUAAUAAAAUUGACACAAGUUUAUGUUGAAAUGAUCAUUUGCUGCCUGACACAAAAACAAAGAGGACCAAACUACGUGUUUUUAUCUGAGAGGAUUCAAGUGUGGAGAAAAAAAAGUAUUUAAAAUCUGCCAGAUGAUGGACAUGAAGCAUAACUUCACCUCAUCUGGAUUUAAUAAAUAAACAAUUAAUUUGACUGGUUUUCUGAUUGAAUCUGAGAUCCUGAGCCUUUUCACCGGGUUAAUGCUGCAUCGACCAGCCAAUGUGACAAGGCUGCAGACUGCAGCUUCAUGGAACAUCGCCAACCGAGGUCGGCUGUCCCAGAUGUCGAUUCACCUCAGCAGCGGUUGCCAAGGUGACAGUGAGAUGGAGUGACACGAGGCAGCAGCAGAUCUUUUGCCACAGAUGAUGGUAGUCAGGCACAAGAUGUGGAUGGAGUUGUGACGAACGGUCGUCCGUGCCUUUAUUAUAAUUAAAGUCUGUCCUUACACAAACGCUCAGUGAGAAUCACGUCUUGGAUAAAGUCACUAAUGGUUAAAGCAAAAUGGCGAGAAAGGUCAAAGGUUGUCUGCAGCUGACAGACAAAAACAGAAAGGAGUGAAUACAAACACAACAGGUAACAUAUUACUGUUAAUGAUAGACUCCUUAAGCAAUUGCACACACACACACACACACACACACACACACACACACACACACACACACACACACACACACACACACACACACACACACACACACACACUUUUGGGUACUCGACCAAAUAAUCAUCGCCGAGUAUCUAAAAAUGUGUGUGUGUGUGUGUGUGUGUGUGUGUGUGUGUGUGUGUGUGUGUGUGUGUGUGUGUGUGACUUAACAGACUAGACAAAUGAUGAUAGUUAAACAAAGAAUAAUUUAGUUUAACCCAACAGAAAUAAAAUAUUAUUGAAAUGGCCAAAAGAUUCCAGAAAACCAAACAAACACAUUCAUUUUUUGUUGUUUUCAGAUUUUGUUGUCGCGUUGCGUUCAGGCUCGUCACCGUUUUCUGUCAUGUUUUGUCAUUUAUUUGCAUUCCCCGCUGUUGUUGUCAAUAAAAUAGUUUUACAUUUGUUGAUUGUUGUUGGUAAUUUUGAAUGAACUUCCUGUCAUGUUUGGGAACAGUAAAUCAUUAUGACUGACUUCAUAAACUGAAACUGUUUUCGAUCAAAAGAAUUAAAAACCAUUGCUCUUU